Messenger RNA from Epithele typhae, 1215 nucleotides. RefSeq names its product kinase-like domain-containing protein. Bases 1 to 1215 code for a protein of 404 amino acids. Gene Ontology annotation, biological process: protein phosphorylation. Gene Ontology annotation, molecular function: protein kinase activity; ATP binding. The transcript is spliced from 6 exons. The record is from RefSeq and is a predicted model, not a curated record. NCBI's taxonomy places the organism in Eukaryota, Fungi, Basidiomycota, Agaricomycetes, Polyporales, Epitheliaceae.
AUGUCGUCGAGUCGUACGAAGAUAUUCGAUCUUCCUCGUGACCUGAGGUCCUGGAGGCACCCACCAGGCGCGGCCGAGAAUGCGGAGCCUGCUGUCGUUCCAAUCUGGGAUGAUCUCAAAGACUUGUUCAAUAGUAAAGGCUACGUUCUAUGGACCUACCAGCCUUCUGCGCACCAGUUCGUCGCCCCGGAAUCUCACCUAACUUCCAGCGGGUUUAUGGGCGCAUCCCACCUCCGCGAUCUCAAGCCUGUCUCUGACGGCGUAAGAACAGUGUUGGAGUUCCAAUCUCUGAAUCCGCUCACGCACCCUGCGCGAACGGCGAAUGGCCAGGAUGUUGUUAUCCGUGUACUCGCCGUUGGGUCAAACGGACUUGAGCACCUCCACUUACUCAACCGGAUCGCCACCGGCAUGCCGACAUUGGUCACUGGCAACCACACAUUGCCGCUUCUCGACACUAUUGAGCUACAAGAUGUGACUUUUGGUGUAUUUCCGAAGGCAGGCGGGUCAGCCGAUCUGCUUUAUGGCUCCUGGAUUGAGCCAUCCGAAGGAGACAUCCUUCACGUUCUCGUCCAGUGUCUGGAGGCUCUCAGGUUCCUUCACGGUAUGGACAUUGCACAUCGAGACGUCUUCAAAGACAACUUCCUCCUCCAGUGGUACCCAGAAAGCAUGCUUAUCGGACACAUACCCACAUCCCGCCCGCGCGUAUACCUCACCGACUUCGAGCUCGCUGUGUCAUUCCCCCGCCAUCUACCACGAGAGAAGCACCUCUGCGUCGGCAUGCCCCUGGGCGGGUCCAUGCCCGACUUCAACGGCCGCCCAAUGCCGGCGGAAGUGCUCUCGGGAAAGCCGUACGACCCGUACAAGCUCGACGUCUGGCAGCUGGCGACGGCGUUCUGCGACUGGGAGGCAAGUACUACCGACGGGCCGCGCUCCUCGCUCGACGCGGUCCGCGCCGUCCUCGCGCGGAUGAGGGACCCCAACCCGAAGGCGCGCCCGAGCGCGCACCGGGCGACGGAGGCCGUCCUGGCGGCGCUCGCGGAGGUGCCGCCGAAGCGGCUGCAGGUCCCUGCGGUCGUGCUCGACGACUCGUCGGACCGCAUCAGGGACGUGCAAACGUCGUCCGAGGGCUCCAGCGACGCGCGCACCGCGGAGGUCGCUAGCAGCACAGGGUCGGAUGGGAGCGCGGCCACGAAGGGGACUGCGAAACGGGCCUGA